AUGCCUAACCGGCAAAAGAGGCCGAGGGCCGAGACACGGUGUGGAUGCCCUGCGAGGAUGUUACUCCGCAUGGACGAUGAAUCAGGACGUUGGCACGUUGCGUUCUUUUCAGACGCGCAUAACCACCACGUUCAUGAGUUGCGAUUUUCUUCCAUGCUCCCGGGCCAUCGGAGGAUGAGCGAAGCGGACAUCCAGCAGAUGAACGACAUGCGCAAAGGGGGCAUUGGCGUCUCCCGAAUCCACGGUUUUAUGGCGAGCUUGGCCGGCGGGUAUCAUAAUGUCCCGUACACAACAAGGGACAUGCACAAUGUAAAUGCGAAGCAACGAAGGGAGGGUGGCGUAGAUGCGGAAUCGUGCUUGAGGUAUCUCCGAGAGUGCAAGGCAAAUGAUCCCGCACUGUACUACAAGGAAGUCGUUGACGGUGAGGGCGUGCUGCAACACUUGUUUUGGUGUGACGGCACCAGCCAAAUUGAUUACCAGGUGUUUGGAGACGUGGUUGCGUUUGAUGCAACUUACAAGAAAAACGUUUACCUUUCACCUCUCGUAGUAUUCUCCGGUGUGAAUCACCACAACCAAACCGUUGUCUUUGCCGCUGCAUUGGUGGCAGACGAGAAAGAAGAGACAUAUGUCUGGCUGCUUCAGCAGUUGCAAACUUCAAUGAAAGGGAAGGCUCCUGUGUCCAUAAUAACCGACGGUGACAGGCAAAUGAAGUCUGCGAUCGAGCAAGUUUUUCCGGAGGCUCACCAUCGACUCUGCGCUUGGCAUCUACUCCGAAACGCCACGAGCAACAUUGGAAAGCCCAAAUUCACCAGGAUGUUUAGGGAUUGCAUGCUCGGCGACUACGAGGUCCGAACAUUUCAGAGAAAGUGGUUUGAGAUGGUUGAGAAAUUUGGAGUGGCCGAUAAAAGAUGGGUACAGGACAUGUACGAAAGAAGGCACAGCUGGGCCACAGCACACAUACGGGGAAAGUUCUUUGCCGGAUUUCGAACAACAUCAAGAUGCGAGGGCUUGCACGCUGUGAUAUCACGGUAUGUUAAGUCUCGAUACAGCUACACUGAGUUUUUACGUCAUUUCCAUCGAUGCUUGAUGUUCGUCCGCGCAAAGGAGGUGGAGGCUGAUUUCGAGUGCGCAAAGGGUGACCCUGUUAUGACCACCAACCUGAAACAGCUGGAGCGGAGUGCGGCCGACAACUACACUCAUGCGAUAUUCUAUUUGUUUGUUCCCAUUCUUGACAGGGCCUCUGCAAUGAGGGUGGUUGACUCUGAAGACAACGGUUCCUAUUUUAUUCACACCGUCUCUCGAUACGGCACUCCGGGGAAGGAGUGGCGUGUUGUUGCAACGUCUGAUACGAGGGAGGUCCGAUGCACGUGCAUGAGAAUGGAAUGUUUCGGGGUCCCCUGCGAACAUAUAAUUGCGGUGCUUGUUCUUAACAAUGUUCAUGAGAUCCCGAGGUCUCUGAUAUUACCGAGAUGGACCAAGGAUGCAAAACUUGUGGCGGUGGAGUCGAUGGGCGUGAUUUGGGAUUCUGUACAACUGACGCAACACUGGUGCCUGAUGGAUUGGUACCGGAAAGUGUGCAAGAUUGCAUGUCACAGCACCGAGAAGUUCUAG
Molecule: messenger RNA, 1611 nt
Organism: Arachis stenosperma
Lineage: Eukaryota; Viridiplantae; Streptophyta; Magnoliopsida; Fabales; Fabaceae
Product: protein FAR1-RELATED SEQUENCE 5-like
Exons: 1
Coding region: 1-1611 (536 amino acids)
Biological process (GO): regulation of DNA-templated transcription
Molecular function (GO): zinc ion binding
Source: RefSeq, a predicted model, not a curated record